Molecule: messenger RNA, 1604 nt
Organism: Patiria miniata (bat star)
Lineage: Eukaryota; Metazoa; Echinodermata; Asteroidea; Valvatida; Asterinidae
Product: cytochrome P450 2J6-like
Exons: 5
Coding region: 3-1490 (495 amino acids)
Biological process (GO): xenobiotic metabolic process
Cellular component (GO): cytoplasm; intracellular membrane-bounded organelle
Molecular function (GO): heme binding; iron ion binding; oxidoreductase activity, acting on paired donors, with incorporation or reduction of molecular oxygen, reduced flavin or flavoprotein as one donor, and incorporation of one atom of oxygen
Source: RefSeq, a predicted model, not a curated record
ACAUGGGGCUGUUUAGUAUGAUCGACAUUCUCAAUACGCGUACACUGCUGAUCGGCAUCGUGGUAUUUCUGGUCUUGUUCCGGACCCUUCGUCGACCACGCAACCUACCCCCAGGGCCGUGGAAGUGGCCUAUACUCGGCAACCUCCCUCAACUGAUGACGGCAAAAGACACAAUGUUUGAGUUCUUUUCAAAACAGUCGAAAAGGCACGGCAGUAUAAUACAUGUCGAUGGUGGUGGCAUAUCUAUGGUAGUUCUCCACGGGUAUGACACAGUGAAAAAGGCAUUCUCUCAAUAUCAACUCAGCGCCAGACCUGUGGUGUAUAUCACCAACAAGAUUUUUCCAAACUCAAUAGGCGUUCUUGAUUCUUCUGGCGAGGAGUGGGUAGAAAUCCGUCGUUUUUGCAUGACCGUGCUUCGAGGUCUCGGGGUUGGCAAAUCAAGCUUCGAGCAGAACAUUUCCGCUGAAGCGGACAUCCUCAUGGAGGAAAUCGGCAAACAGAACGGCAAGGCCUUCGAUCCCCAAAACGUGGUAGGUUACGCCGUAUCUAACGUCAUCUGCUCGGUAGUGUUCGGUAAAAGAUUCCAGUACGAUGAUCCGGCAUUCCAACGCCUCUUGGAGGUUGUAUCGGAACACGUCACCCAGGGAAGAUCCGGGGGCGUGUUUGAAACGUCCCCCAUAUUUUCCAAGUUGACCAUGCUGCCCGUGGUGCGCCGAUAUGUACGUGCAGUCAAAAAUUUCUACAAUUACAUCUAUGGGCUCGUAGGGGAACAUACUCACGAAAAGGACCCUCGGGAUUUCAUCGAUGUUUUCCUGAAUGAAAAGGAGAAGAAAGAUAAACAGGGCACUGAGUCCCUGGCGCUGCAGAGCGAGAACUUGCCACGCAUUGUUAGCGACCUGUUCAAUGCUGGAUCGGAGACCACUGCCACCACAAUCCGUUGGGCGAUACUUUACAUGAUGGCCUACCCUGAGGUACAGGCUCGGGUCCAGAAGGAGUUGGAUGACGCCACUUGUCGUAAUCGAAUGCCGAGAAUCGCUGACAAGCCUGAGCUGCCCUUCACCGAGGCAGUGCUUUGUGAGAUUCAACGCAUUAAUACCGUCGUACCAAUGGCCAUACCUCAUCUGUGUUCCGAGGAUACGACAUUAAUGGGGUACAACAUACCGAAGGGAACGAUGGUAUUCUCAAACUUGUGGCACAACCACUCUGAUCCCUCUGUAUGGGAGGAGCCGCAGAGCUUUCGACCGGAGCGAUUUCUUGACAAAGACGGGAAGUUUCAAUCUCGUGAGGAGCUCACAUCAUUUGGAAUAGGUCGCCGCGCCUGUAUUGGAGAGCAUCUUGCGAGACAAGAGCUCUUUGUCUUCUUUACACACUUGCUGCAUCACUUCAGCUUUAAGAACCCCGACGACACAACUCCGGUAUCCGUCAAAGCAGUCGAUGGGAUUGUGUUGGCACCGGAAGACUACAACGUGUGCUUCAUUGCAAGAGAUUAAAAGAAUAGUUUCCCUGAAAUGUCCGCUCGUCCCUACAAGAGUGGUAACGAGUCACUGUUUUUGUGACUGUAGUCGAGUCAAGUUUUUUUUCAGGAAAUAACUCGAGUCGAGUCA